GGCAGCAACACCCCGAGAAAGCCGCCUGUGUGCUGCAGGUGAUGUGCUGGUGAGCUGCCACAGACCCUACAGAUCCCGUCCCACGCACGGCAUCGGGAGGUUCAAAUACCUGCUCCCAAAGGAGACUCCAAAGAAGAAAAAGGACAGAGUCCAGAUGAAAGAGAUAAAUGUUGGGACCGAACAUGAGUAUGGAGAUGUCAACAUCCAGAUGACUUCCUACGAUCUGUGUCUUGUGGAGCAUUUUGCUCAGUAUGUGCAUAAUCUCUGCAACCGACUGUCCAUCAGGGUGAAGGAAAGCUACGCGAUGCCCACCAAAACCAAUGAAGUGCUGUUCCUGGAAGAGCGAGGGUCCAAAAUGCAGCUGGACGCCGUCCUCACCACCCAUCAGAGGGUUGUCCAGAUCAGCGGUUUGAGUUCAACGUUUGCGCCGAUACUCUUGGAAGUUCUUCAGAGCAGCCAGCCCGAGGGGGUCCACCUGGCAGUGAAAGAGCACACAGAAGCUGACUUCAAGAGCCGAUUAAAGUCCCGACCAGAACUUGAAGAGCUGCUAGCACAGAUGAACUGA
Merops nubicus (carmine bee-eater) is the source of this 565-nucleotide messenger RNA. It is a transcript of the gene MRPL48, whose product is annotated as mitochondrial ribosomal protein L48. NCBI's taxonomy places the organism in Eukaryota, Metazoa, Chordata, Aves, Coraciiformes, Meropidae. The record is from RefSeq and is a predicted model, not a curated record. Gene Ontology annotation, cellular component: mitochondrial ribosome. The annotation marks the transcript as partial. The transcript is spliced from 6 exons.